AGGCUUAUCCAGCUGUGGGAAAAACUUCAAUCACUGAAGUCUCUUCUUCUUCUUCUGUAAUUAUAAUUUCAUGGCUUCAAAUAGUGGAGUCUCUUCUUCUUCUUCACGAGAGUGGAAAUAUGAUGCACUCCUUAGUUUCCGAGGCGAUGACAUCCGCAAAAGCUUUAUCAGUCAUCUGUAUAAAGAGUUGCGCCAUGAAGGAAUCAACACCUUUAAGGACGAUCGAGAACUUGAGACGGGCCAAAGUAUUUCUCGAACAAUCACUAAAGCAAUACGAGAAUCAAGAAUUUUAAUCAUCAUUUUCUCUAAAAAUUAUGCUUCUUCAACUUGGUGUUUGGAUGAACUCGUGCAAAUCCUUGAAUGCAAGAAAGCUGGGAGCCAAACAGUUUUACCAAUCUUCUAUGAUGUGACUCCAUCUCAAGUGCGAAGACAGACUGGGGAUUUUGGAAAAGCUUUUGCUUCCCAUGAACUACUUUUCAAGGAGAAGGUGCAGCAGUGGAGAGAUGCAGCAACAGAAGUGGCUGAGCUCUCGGGAUGGGAUUUGCAAGAUAGGGAUGAGUCAGAGUUUAUUCAUGAGAUUGUUAAAGACAUAAUUAGCAAGUUGGGAAGGUUUAGUGGUGACAUAGCCAAGGGUCUCGUUGGAAUGGACUUAAGAUUAGAGAAAAUGAGAUUGUAUCUGGAUAUUGGGCAAUCUGAUAAGGUUAAAUUUAUAGGUGUUUGGGGCAUGGGAGGAAUAGGUAAAACAACUAUUGCCAGUGUUGUAUACAAGCAAAUGUAUUCUCAAUUUGAAGGUAGUAGCUUUCUUGCAGAUGUUAGAGAAGCUUCUAAAAGACAUAAUGGUUUAGUUUCUUUGCAAAACAAACUUUUAUCUGCAAUCUUGAAUAGGGAUUUAGAAGUACAUGAUGUUCACAGGGGAACAAACGAGAUAAGAAAGAGGCUAUGUCAUAAAAAGGUCUUGGUCAUUCUUGAUGAUGUUGAUGAAUUGGAGCAGUUAGAGUAUUUAAUUGGAAAAAGAGAUGAAAACUGGUUUGGUAAGGGAAGCAGAAUCAUCAUAACAACUAGAAAUAAGCAUUUGUUGGCCCAUUGUGGAUUGGAUGAUGAAUGUAUAUAUAGGGUUGAGAAGUUAGUUGAUCAUGAAGCCUUUCAACUCUUUUCUUCGAAAGCCUUUAAGAACAAUUGCCCAAAAGAAGAUUAUGUGGAGUUGUGUAACCAAUUUGUGAGUUAUGCUAGUGGCCUCCCGUUAGCUCUUAGUGUUUUAGGUUCAUCCUUGUACACUAAAUCAAUCAAAGAAUGGAACAGUGUAUUGGACAGAUUGAAAGAUAUUCCAAGUGCAGAAAUACUUAGAAAACUUCAAAUAAGCUUUGAUGGACUGGAUGAGAUACAGAAGAAAAUAUUUCUAGAUAUAGCAUGUUUUUUCAAUGGAAGAGAAGACAAUUAUGUGAGAAAAAUACUAGAAAGUUGUGGAUUCUACCCAGACAGCGGGAUAGGAGAACUCAUUAACAAAUCUCUAAUAAUUGUAUCAGAUAAACGAGUGUGGAUGCAUGAUUUACUUCGAGAAAUGGGUCAAGAGAUUGUUCGUCGGGAGUCUCCCAAGGAACCAGGAAAACGCAGUAGAAUAUGGCUAUAUGAAGAUGUCUAUCAUAUCUUGAUGAAUGAUACUGGAUCUGAAGAAAAUGAAGGCAUAGUCCUGGAUUUAGUUGGUGAAAAAGGCCAAUUGAUCAGAGCUAAAGGUUUCUCAAAGAUGAAAUAUCUAAGACUGCUCAUUCUCCAAAAUGCGUGCAUUUUUCAUGACCUUGAAUAUCUUUCAAAUGAAUUAAGAUAUCUAGAAUGGCAUGAAUAUCCUUUCAAAUUUUUUCCAUCAACUUUUCAACCAAAUAAACUUGUUGAGCUCAACAUGCAACACAGCAAUUUGAAACAACUAUGGAAGGCAAUAAAACCUUUACAGCUGCUGAAGAUCAUUGAUCUUAGUUACUCUAAAGAUUUAAUCAAGACCCCGGACUUUAGAGAUGUCCCAAACCUUGAAGUGUUGAAUCUUCAAGGGUGUACAAGCCUAGUUGAUGUGCACCAAAGCAUUGGUGUAUUGAGAAGGUUGUUCUCAUUGAACCUGAAAGACUGCAAAAACCUGGUGACUCUUCCAAAUGACAUAUGGAAUUUGAAAUCCCUCAAGAUUCUUAAUUUGCAUGGCUGCUCAAAGCUUAGCAAACUGCCUGAGGGGUUGGCAGGUAUGACGAGUUUGGAGGAGCUUGAUGCAGCUGGAGUUGGUUCCAGACAAAUGACAUUGGCUAAACCAUGGGAUCUUCUGAGUAAUUUCCUACUGCAUGCUGAGAGGAACCAAAAUCCCCUGACUUUGGCUUUCUCAAGUCUACGAGCUCUGAGGAAACUGGAUUUGAGUUCCUGCAACCUACCAGAAGUUCCCAAUGAUCUGAGCUGCUUACAGUCAUUGGUAAAACUAAAUUUAAGUGGAAAUCAUCUUUUGAGUGUACCUUCAAGCAUCAGCCAACUUUCUAACCUCGUAGAUGUUGAUUUUUCUAAUUGCACAAGACUCAAGUCUUUGCCUGCUCUUCCAUCUAAUAUUGAACAUCUAGAUAUGAAAAAUUGCACUUCAUUGCAAAUUCUUCCAGAUCUGGUUCAACUUCAUAGAUUGCAAAAACUUCAGUGUGCUAAUUGCAGGAGCCUUCAGUCAUUGCCGGAUCUUCCUACCAGUGUUAACUUUCUAGAUAUGGAAAAUUGCACUGCACUUGCAAUACUAACAAAUCUAUUUGAAACACGAAAUGUGGGGAAGGGUUUUUAUAUAGGUUUCUCAAAUUUUUCCAAAUUGAAUUACUUUCAAGGUAAAAUUAGCGUGCCAUUUACAUGGCUCAGAUAUUACCUGCUUUGGUUACAUGAAGUUCGGCAGCUAAUGAAGUUAGAAGAAAAUUGCAGUGUGGAAGAUUUUGAAAAACCUUUCCCUCAGAGACGCAUCCUUCCAUUUUUGGAGCUCCCUGACUUCUAUUUAUGCUUACCGGGGAGUGGAAUUUGCCAUCAGAGACCUUUCAUUUCAUUUUUGGAGCUCCCUGAGUUCUAUAUAUGCUUACCCGGAAGUGGAAUUCCUGACUGGUUCACGUAUCAGGGAGAGGAGAGUCAGUUGAAAAUAGAACUACCUGCAAAUGAUGAGUGGUGGAAUAUUGCAGGUUUUGCAGUUUGUGAUGUUGUUGGGGAGAGAAAUGUUGGUGAACAUAUUACUUGGUCCAUUACAGUCGGUAGAAAAAGUGGGCCAGCUGAGUGUUGGAGCAACCAUGUUCCUGUCCCUGGAACUUCCCAAGUUGCGUCGGAUCAUCGUAGCUUCUUCUUCCAAGUGAAUCAACUGCUCGAUCCAACUAGUGACUACUGUCCGACUGAGCUGUUACUUAUUUUUGAGCCUAAAGAGAAAAUCAAGAAGUGUGGAAUACGCGUUGUAUACGACGAAGAUAUACAAGAGAUGAUCCAAUUGAACAAAUCUUUAGAAGAUUUUGUAGAAGUUGAGGAAGAGGAAGAUAAAAUCUCAGAAAGAAGCAAAGAGAAAGAAUAAGUUGCUAUGUUUGUUAGAGUUGCUAUAUUUGUUAUAAUCUUUGAUCGUAAUCUUAUAGGUUGGGUUGUUUUUCAUGUUGUAAUUGUUCAAGUAUAUAUGAUACUGUUGCUUUGUACUUACUUAGCCCAUUCACUUAUGCAGACUCAUCUUUCACGUAGGA
Hevea brasiliensis (rubber tree) is the source of this 3707-nucleotide messenger RNA. RefSeq names its product disease resistance protein RUN1. The transcript is spliced from 6 exons. Bases 71 to 3547 code for a protein of 1158 amino acids. NCBI's taxonomy places the organism in Eukaryota, Viridiplantae, Streptophyta, Magnoliopsida, Malpighiales, Euphorbiaceae. Gene Ontology annotation, molecular function: protein binding; ADP binding. The record is from RefSeq and is a predicted model, not a curated record. Gene Ontology annotation, biological process: signal transduction; defense response.